Danio aesculapii is the source of this 5870-nucleotide messenger RNA. RefSeq lists its product as uncharacterized. The transcript has 20 exons. Gene Ontology annotation, molecular function: protein binding. The coding region runs from base 71 to 5056 and encodes 1661 amino acids. The record is from RefSeq and is a predicted model, not a curated record. NCBI's taxonomy places the organism in Eukaryota, Metazoa, Chordata, Actinopteri, Cypriniformes, Danionidae. Gene Ontology annotation, biological process: regulation of apoptotic process.
GAGAGAGAGAGAGAGAGGCUUGAGCUAACCUCCUGGCUAUGAUGCGCUGAGAAAGAACAGAAUCUUCAACAUGGCAAGCACCCAGCAAUCUGCACGGGAAUUCCUCCAAAAUGGCCGCACUUUGCUAAUUACAGGUCAUUUAAAUUGUGAUCAUAUAAUUGAAGCCCUAAACAAGUGCAAGCUUUUCAUGAACCAUGAACUUAAUUCAGCUAAAUCUUCAGAAGAUAAUCAGGACAAGAUCAGAAUCAUUCUGGACAUGGUUAUUUCUAUGGGAGAGGAGGCAUGCUACGUAUUUUUAAAAAUUCUUGACAAAAAAAGAUUUCAAGUAUUUCCAAGACCUGGUUUGGGCUAUAGAGAUUUACAUCACUGGAUAAGCUGCUUCUCCUUUCGAGAUGAACCACAGUCUCACACUGCAAGCAAAACAGACUCAGAUCCUUGUACCAAAUACCAGCACCUUUUGAGAUGGAAAGCUAAACAAAUACAGGAUGAAAAAUGGAACCAAAGUAUGAAUUUCUUAAAGAAAGAACAAAAAAUGAAGCCUUUCAUGUACAUACCGCUAGUUAUGGACACUGAUUAUGGUACAGUUUCAAAACAAAAAAAGAACAAGGGAUCCAAAAAAUCUCGCUCAAAGAAACUGAAGACAUACAUUCCAACGGACAAGAAAGUAUUGUCCCCUAAAGACUUAUUAAUGAAUGAUGAAAAAAACAUCCUGCUUGUGGGGAAACCUGGAGUGGGCAAGACAACAGUUGCUCUAGAGAUUCUCCGACUUUGGACUGAAGAGAAAAGUCCAGAGAGUUAUAUGUUUUAUUUUGAUGAGCCACUGAUGAGAGUCUUCUCUCAGACUUCAUAUCCACAGACGUUGAAGGAUCUUCUUUUUGAGAAGUACUUAUCUCCACAAGAAGAAGCAGAUCAUGUGCUGGAAAAUAUUCAGAGAAAUUCAGAGAAUGUUGUACUAAUUUUCGACGGUGUCAUGGAUGUGACUGAAAACUCUGUUAUUAGGCAGCUCAUGGAGAAAAAACUUCUAAAGGAUGCAAAGGUCUUGACCACUUGCAGGCCAGAAGCCGAGGAUACAGGUUACCUGUCAAACUGGCAGUCUUAUCGAGUGGAGGUUCAAGGCUUUAAUCACCAAUCAAUCUGUGAAUACUUUAAAUGGAUGUUGGGAACAACAGAUGACAUGGGAGCUUUGGAAAACCCAGAGCUAUUCAGUUUAUGUUCUGUACCGCUGUAUGCAUUCAUAGUAACUGCCUGCAUUUCAGCAAUUCCCACUAAAGAAAGGUAUAAGCCUUUGACAGUUACUGAGAUGUAUGUCCACAUUUUUCGCUUUUGCAUGAAACAACAUGGAAACCAAAAUGUGGAGUACUUAGAUAAGUAUAUUGCAGACAAUAAGAGGGAUAUCGUGAACUUAGCACAGGCUUCUUAUCAAGCAAUGCAAGCAAGGACCGUGAAUCUGUCUGAUUUAGAUAAUGAAGACAAAUUUGUCCAAAACGCAUUUUUGACAAGGCCAUUAAGGAAUCCGUCUACAACUUCUUGCAACAUGUUUGCCUUUUUGCAUAAUACAAUGCAAGAGUUUUGGGCAGCUCUCUAUCUUACUUUAAAUCCUGACUGUAUCACCAGUGUGUUGGAUCAAUGCCGCAGCGAUGAAGAUGGGAAAUACCUCAAAUAUAUAAUCCCGUUUUUGAUUGGACUUCUCUCUGAUAAUCUAGUUCAACUUAUAAAGUGUUUGGUGCCAGUAAAACAGAUACAGGCCACACGUGCCAAGUAUUUUCAACCAAUUAUAGAUACUUUCCUCUACACUCAAGAACAGAACGAAGAGGGUGAUAAUGAGCAGUAUGUGGAGGCUGACAACAUACUGUUUGUGUGUCGAUGCCUUUAUGAAUAUCAGUCUCCUGAUGCAUGCCUAGUUUUCCUGGAAAAGCUUCAGUAUGAGAUUGAUUUAGAAGACCAAACACUUGAUCCUCACCAGUGCUGUGUAGUAUCCUAUGUGGUUAAUCAAGCUAGGCAUCAGAGUAUUAAUCUAAACCUCAUGGAGUGUAACAUUACUGACCCUGGAUUGAAACUACUUCUAGGCUCAUUGAAAAAUCUCAAAUUUCUCAGGUCAACAAACAUUUUGCAACCACAGAUCUGGAGGGUGGCUCUGGAAGCAGAACAGUUUUCAGAUUUUGAGAGCCUGCUAAAUUUAUUCAGUUUUGAACUGCAUCUCGAUGUUUAUGAAAGACUAAACCAGAAAGUCUUUCAAAGGAUGACAGAAGUCCUUAAAAAGAAAAGAUCAGAUAGUGUUCAUCUUUGUCUGCAUGUAAAAGAAGAACUCAUAACAGCAUCAUUGCAGAUGGCCAUUUUUGAGAGCUUGGCCAACAUCGCAACCAUUAGGGUUUUUCCUAAUAAAUUCCAAGUAUCUGUAGAGGCAAAGCUCUAUCUUCAAGGAGCUGUUCAUGAGAUGGAAACAGGUCAACGAUGUGUAAGAAAUCUGCUGUCUAUUUGCAGCAAAAAUCGAAGAGAAAACUUUGAGGAGCUUUGUCGUAUUUUGCUGAAACUUCAUGAAGAUGGGAAAAAAUUGGGCGUUUCACCAUUUUUGCAACCUGUUUUUUAUGCUUUGCCACCCACAUGGCUUGUACAUCCUUCAACCCCAUCAUUGUCACUGCUCCUCCAAACCAUUAAAGCUCUUAAUUUAAAGAAGCCUGCCGAACUAGAUCAUGCUACGUAUAUGAUGAAUGAACUGAAACUAAUUCUUCAAUGUAUUCCCUACAUUACAGAAAUUAGGUUCAGUGCUGCUCUCAGACAAUCUAAUGAUAUCCACAAAAUUGUGAAGACUGUGGCUGAUCUUUUCAUACUUGCAUCUGAAUGUGGAGAGAAGGAACUUUGGAGCCUUUCUACAGUAUGCAGUUAUUCAAACUUUCCCUUCUCUAAAGACAGCAAGACCUUGCAGAGCAUUUUCUUUCUAGAUCUCUUCAGCCAGCUGAAGGAAAGUUCUUUAUGGAAGACAGCAUUGCAAGCACUAAAGCCUAUUCUCAAUGUUGCCCCUGCUGUAUGGACAGUGGACCUACCAAAACUAGAGAAGACUUCUGUUCUUAUUGAAGUACUAAAGCUUCAGGCCACCAGAAAACCUCUGGAGCUCAUAACAUGCUCGUGUGAAAGAGAAAAACUUAGGGCUUUCCUAAAUUGUUCACACUAUAUUUCAGAAUUUCGCUGUGAUGAACAGUUUUUUCAGACUGUGUGUGAGGUUCUCUCAACUGACACUGAAUGGAAUCCAAAACAGAUAGCUGAGCUGUUGAGAGUCCUUGGUUUUAGCAUUUAUUUGAUAGACAUGCUGCCAAAUCGCCUCUGCAAAGCUGUCGGCAGUGUUUUUGAACUGCUGGAAAACAACGACAUCUCUAUCAGUCUUCUCCCUCAAAAGAUCUCUAAUCAAGGUUGUGCCUACCUCUUUUCAAAUCUGAGAAAAUUUCAAACCUUGAGAGUAAAUGAAAUUGCAGUUUCAAAGUUGGCACAACUGAUUAGGUCUGGUAAAGUUACACAAUCUGUAACUGUGGCAGAACUGUCUGUGGUUUUGUCUGACUCUCAUCUGCCAGAAAGAGAACUUUGCCGGCUAGUUAGUUACCUGACUUUCCUUCUCAGAAUCUGGACAGUCCACAACUUAAACCUGGAGUUUAAAAUUAAGCCUCAGUUGCUCAUUUGUCUGCUGUCUCAUCAGGGUGCCUUUUCCAUUAGCAGGUUUCACGAAGAUACUCUGCAGCAACUAGCAGAAGUUGUGUAUGAUUCUCAGGAUGAAAAUCUGACACAGUUAUUUCUGGAGAAAAUGGAUGGUGACUUGUCAGCUUGUAGUUUGUCAUGGGAUGUUUUGUCUUAUCUAAUUCAAGUUUCCAAACAGCAAGUUACACUAGACCUUCCAGAAGGCAGAUUUAAUGUCCAAAACAUUCCAAGACUACUUCUUGUUCUGGACACGGUGUGCUUUAAAAGGAUAAGCCCCCGAUUUGUCAGGGCUGCACUGAAUCAGAUAUAUCAAGAACGAGCAGGUCAUCUAAUUGUAAAAUUAGUCAAAACUUCAGCUAACCUGAUUAACUUCAGCAUGCGAGAGUUGGAUUCAGCUGAUUGCAAAGCCCUCUGCUUUGCUCUGCACUAUAGUGAUGGAGUUAAGCUCAACCUGAUGAACUCUGUUAUUCCACAAAAUGAGAUUGACAGCAUUGUAAAACUUAUGCACAGAGUUUCCGAACUGAGGAUUGAUAGAAAGCUGUUGUUGAGCUUUCUUCAUGCAUCAAAAGAUGUGAAAAAACAAGCACAUGCUCUCUUAAUUGCUCUGAACCACAAACUGGACUUUUCCUGCAGUUCUUCCCUUGGUAGUGGUCGUUUUGCUCAAGAGAAAAGGGAUCAUCUCAGUCUGAGUCAUAUGGAUUUUACAUCCAUUUCUUUUGCCAUUGAAUCAUCAACACUUGACAUUGAAUUAAUUUUAUGUGACUGCCAAGCAGGUGAUUCUGCACUUGAGGCACUGCUGCCUAUUUUGCACAAAGUUCAUCUUCACAUGGACAAAAGCCUUCUCUGUCAGCUUCUGACUUUGAUUUCCACUGCUUCCAAUGCUAUGUCUUUGAAAUGGGCAUCAUCACUUUCCAAAGCACUUGGAAAAGAGCUAGACCUCAGUGAAACUCCACUUGACUACCAAACCUGCAAGGCUCUGGAGUUAAUCCUGGAUAACUCAGAUGGUUUUACACACCUCAAUCUCAGCCAUUGCCAGAUUACAGAUGCAUGCUUGGAUCUUUUGCUCCCUCAGCUUCACAAAAUACUGACAUUAGAUCUUACUGGAAAUUACAUAACUGACAAAGGUGUCGAGAGAUUGUGUAUGUCCUUAGAUGUAAACAGCUUCACAAAGUCUAUAUGCCUUUGUGACAACCACAUAACAGAAAGUGGCUUCCUUGUGAAAGAAGCUCGCCUUGAAACCCAACCGCCUAGAUGCUCACAACCACAGGAUUUGGGAUCUAAAAGCAAAAUGAGAAAAGCAAUGACAGGUUUUGUUAAGUCACAGAUGGAAGAUCCUAUAAAGGAGAUAGAGCCUGAAACUAGGCAUAAAUAAUGGCAGCAUUUUCUAUAGGUUUCAGUGUGACUCAGAAGGCCUUUUCAUGUGCAGAGCCACUGGACUUGUGUUUGGAAUGAAAAGCAGUGGAGUGUAGAGUACGGUGUAGUUCACGGGAUCUCCAUCUCCUCAUCAACACACACUAUAGCCUGCUGGACCUUUAUUUGAUAUCAAACCCCUGCAGGAGAAAUUUAUGAACUUCACCUCCCACACUGUGAAACACACUUUGAUGCAAUAGGAAAUCUUUCUAUUAUCCAUGAACAAAAUAAGGACACUCGGGAAUUCCUGUCUCCAGUUAAAAAUUUCAAAAACGCAUUGAGCUGUAAAUUAUCUCUGGCUUAUCUCCCUAUGGCACUGUGUAUGAGAAUGAUCAACAAACAGGAAGCAUCAGUGGACAAAGUGCUCCUGUUUCAUGAACCUGAUUUGUCAGAAGCACAGCAAAGACUAUGGGUUUUCCUAUUGCCAGGAAACGUACCACUCUCAGAGAUAAAGGCUCGACAACAAUAGUAUGUGUAUAUCCAUACCACCUCUGACUGUAAACUAAAGACAAAGCAAAGUACAUUCUGAUCUCGAAAAAAGCCACAAGAGUCCAACCAAAGGGAAAAGUAUUUGAACUCAUGCAUGCUGGUAAUUACCAUCCUGCAUUUGAGGUCUUUUUUGAUAAAGAUGUUACUGAAUUCCGAAUUAAAUUCAGCGUAAAAUGAAGGAAAGCAAUAAGAUACCUUUAAAACUGCAUGGAACCGUUGGAUAACUCUCAAGAAAAGCACAGAUAAAAACACACACUCGCAAGCUGAAGAACAUUCAAUCCUUGGAG